This is a messenger RNA of Sinocyclocheilus grahami, 985 nucleotides long. RefSeq names its product ufm1-specific protease 2. Gene Ontology annotation, cellular component: endoplasmic reticulum; nucleus. The record is from RefSeq and is a predicted model, not a curated record. The coding region runs from base 75 to 983 and encodes 302 amino acids. Gene Ontology annotation, molecular function: deUFMylase activity. Gene Ontology annotation, biological process: proteolysis. The transcript is spliced from 7 exons. NCBI's taxonomy places the organism in Eukaryota, Metazoa, Chordata, Actinopteri, Cypriniformes, Cyprinidae.
UCAGCAGGGGGCAGUAAGAGACUGUAUUUCCCCGUGACACGAAAUCAACCACGCGAGGAAGAUGCGGACGUGUUAUGAUCCGUCAUCAAAUAUGUCAGCCUUCUGGUGAAUUUGAUCAUUGGUUUGAAGGAAUUAAAAUGGUUUAUUCAGAAGAGUGCGACUUUAUAUUUCGAUUGAAAGGAAUCUUGGAGUUUGCUUGCCAGCUUGACAAUCCAAAUGGCGCACAAAGUCAAAGCACCAUAUCAAAAAGUUUCCAGCAUCUCCGAUCCAAAGUAUCAUCAAAAAAUAUUGUUUUCACUGUAUGUAACAGUCCAGUAUUAAUAUGGCCUAACACUGGUUUCCAGUCAAGUGUGGAAAGCUUGACAGAAGCAUCAGCAUGUGGAGACAUUUUGCAGUGUAUAGAGUCAGAUGAUGGUGGGAGCAAGAAGUCAUCAAAAAAGAAAGAUAAGAAGAAAUCUGGACCUACUGCAGUGAAUAUGGAGCUGUUGUUUGAGGUCACAGAACCUGCUGGGGAUGAAGCUCUUAGUCUCAUCCCAGUGAGCACACAGCAGCAUUGUGUGAAGAUGCCACUGCCUUUAGACUGUACUCUGUCUGUGGCCACUGAUGAGAGCCUGGCAAUUGUGUGUACAGGGCUGGUGGAGGCAUUAAAUAAGCAGUUAGCAGACAUGGAAAGGGUGGUGCUACGGUACAGGAAGGGCUCAUCUUUCCUGGUGCCACAGCCAUUUCACUUUCAACUGCCUAAACCAGCUGGACUCAUUACUGUAAUCUACCCUGCAGGAGUGCCAGAUAGCCAGCUACAGGCCGUCAGAGAGGAUCUGCACAGGAAGUUUAAAUUACCAUGUGACAGGCCAUACCUGAGACGUGCCAAUGCCUUUCAUUUCCCUAAUGCAGCUUAUAAGGACGGAUACCUCCGCAAUCCCCACAUACACCUGAACCCACCCAACAUUGAGGAUGCUAAGGUGAGACCGUAUGUAAUAAAGUAAUA